This is a messenger RNA of Lachancea lanzarotensis, 798 nucleotides long. It is a transcript of the gene IST1, whose product is annotated as LALA0S11e02190g1_1. The record is from RefSeq and is a predicted model, not a curated record. The transcript has a single exon. Lineage: Eukaryota; Fungi; Ascomycota; Saccharomycetes; Saccharomycetales; Saccharomycetaceae. Bases 1 to 798 code for a protein of 265 amino acids. Gene Ontology annotation, biological process: protein transport.
AUGUGUAUACAGAGACUGAGGUAUGCACAGGAAAAGCAACAGUCAUUGGCCAAGAAAUCUCGCCGGGAUGUAGCUCAACUGUUGAGCGAAGGGAAAGAAUUGAAGGCCCAUUAUAGAAUUGAGACUUUGAUCAAUGAAGAUGUACACGAGGAACUUUUGGACAUCCUUGAACUUUACUGUGAGCUAUUGCAUGCCAGAAUCGCUUUGGUCAACAAUGUCACGGAUGAGGUUGAUUUGAUAGAAAACCAUGUGGAUGACGGAAUUAACGAAGCCAUCAGAGCUGUCAUUUACGCUGUUCUGCAUGCACCCGAGAUCAAAGAACUGCAACAAGUCAGGGACUUGUUGACGUUCAAGUUUGGUCAAGAUUUUUAUAGGGCAAUUGUGGACGAAAAAGUCGGUGUCCCGGAAAAGGUCUUGAAAAAGUGCAGCCCCAACUUGCCGAGUGAAGAAUUGGUGACUUUGUAUUUACGAGAGAUCGCUACUGCUUAUGAGGUACCCUAUAGCAAAUCAGAAAAGCCAGCAUUGGACGAUUCAGCAGAAAAAGAAACUGUCUCUUCACCUGAAGAUUCCGGCUCCGACGAUGGUAAGCCCAUUGUGGCUCUAGAUAGUGGGUCAGUAUCGGGUAACAAACAUCCAAUCACGGUUCAGAGACCUCGCAAAAACAGUGACAACAUUGGUGUGGAUUUGAAGGUUCCUCCGAGCAUUAAGAAGGACAUUAGAGUCAAAACCACCAAGGAAAAUGUAAAUGACACGGAUUUGGAUGAGUUGAAGAAAAGAUUUGCUGCUCUUCGCAGAUAG